Messenger RNA from Strigops habroptila (Kakapo), 7503 nucleotides. RefSeq names its product PLAG1 zinc finger (gene PLAG1). The transcript is spliced from 6 exons. Gene Ontology annotation, cellular component: nucleus; cytoplasm. The coding region runs from base 1068 to 2573 and encodes 501 amino acids. NCBI's taxonomy places the organism in Eukaryota, Metazoa, Chordata, Aves, Psittaciformes, Psittacidae. Gene Ontology annotation, biological process: cell fate commitment; regulation of transcription by RNA polymerase II. Gene Ontology annotation, molecular function: RNA polymerase II cis-regulatory region sequence-specific DNA binding; DNA-binding transcription factor activity, RNA polymerase II-specific; histone deacetylase binding. The record is from RefSeq and is a predicted model, not a curated record.
GCGUCCAACCCGCGGUGCGUGUGGGCGGCGGGCGGUGUGGGCGCGGCGUGUGCGGCAGGCUGGGCUGCACCGCAGCGCAUACACUACAAUGGCUGCUGGAAAGACGGGAAAGCAAACAAUUUCCAGGCCCGCCGCGUCCAGCCCGAAAUAUGGGGAAAAAAUUACAGAAAAAUCGGAGAACACUGUAAAGGGUGGAAACGGGGCGCAGAGGGGAUGCUGAGGCUCCCGCGGAUGGAUAGGUACGGGUCGCUGCCCACAUAAAUGAAAGCACACGUGGACCUGGCCUUGGGGAUGAAUCAAAGGAUGUAGCAGAAGACAAACACAACAGAAUUCUUGAUCAGUGCCCUUGUACGUGCGCUGGACUGUGGUGUUGCAAGUGAUAUUGCUGCUGAAUCCAGGAGUGAUUUAUAUUCCGCCCCCUCCCUGGGAUGCUGCACAGUGCUGUAGCUGAGGCCCAAGGUAACAGGUUAAAAAUCCAGCAAAUAGAGGUCAGUAGCAUCACCUAUGGCAUAGUGUCCAGCUGGGCCUGGGCCUGUUGCAAGCACUGUGACUCAUCAGACGUGAACAAUACCCAAGAAACGGCUACAGAAUCCUGCAGAGGCUGGAGGAGGAAGCUGAUCUGCACAUAAAAAAGCUGCAGCCCAUGUGAAGAGGGGAAUUAUUAGCUAAAAGAUAGCCAUCAGAGUUCAGAAGAUAAACGAAAGGUGGAUCUGAACCUUGAAAUUAUCAGCUCAGCUCAGCAGGAGGUUGCAAAGGCAGAGUGGUGAAAGGAGGGUUUCCUGGAGAACUCCCAGAAGAUUGAAAUGGAUUAUACGAUUCUGGAAGGGGACAAGAAACAGGCAAUGCAAAGACCAGUAAAAAUGGGAAGUACUGGAUUCUGGUUUCCUCCAAGAAGAGUCAGCGGAACUGGUUAAGACCAAAAUCUGAGGACUUUAGUGGGCAAACAUCAGUCCCCUUUUGCUUUCUUUUACGACCACAUGAAACUUGAGAAGCCAUCUAAAGCUAAAUCAUUUAGUGGAGUUGGGCAAUUCCCAAGUGUCCAACAAGAAGGCCUGGUUUAGGCUGCGAUGGCCACUGUCAUUCCUGGUGAUUUGUCAGAAGUAAGAGAUACCCAGAAAGUCCCUUCAGGGAAACGUAAGCGUGGUGAAACCAAACCAAGAAAAAACUUUCCUUGCCAACUGUGUGACAAGGCCUUUAACAGUGUUGAGAAAUUAAAGGUUCACUCAUACUCUCACACAGGAGAGAGGCCCUACAAGUGCACACAACAAGACUGCACCAAGGCCUUUGUUUCUAAGUACAAAUUACUAAGGCAUAUGGCUACUCAUUCUCCUGAGAAAACCCACAAGUGUAAUUAUUGUGAGAAAAUGUUUCACCGAAAAGAUCACCUAAAGAAUCACCUACAUACACACAAUCCCAACAAAGAGGCCUUUAAGUGUGAAGAAUGUGGAAAGAACUACAAUACCAAGCUUGGGUUCAAACGUCACCUGGCUUUGCAUGCUGCAACAAGCGGUGACCUCACCUGUAAGGUAUGUUUGCAGACUUUUGAAAGCACAGGAGUGCUGCUGGAGCACCUAAAAACUCACGCAGGCAAGUCAUCGGGUGGAGUGAAGGAGAAAAAACACCAGUGUGAACACUGUGAUCGUCGGUUCUACACCCGAAAGGAUGUCCGUAGACACAUGGUAGUGCACACUGGAAGAAAGGACUUCCUCUGUCAGUACUGUGCACAGAGAUUUGGGCGGAAGGAUCACCUCACGCGUCACAUGAAGAAAAGUCACAACCAAGAACUUUUGAAGGUCAAAACAGAGCCAAUGGACCUUCUAGAUCCCUUUACCUGCAAUGUUUCUGUGCCUAUUAAGGAUGAGCUGCUUCCAGUGAUGUCUUUACCUUCCAGUGAACUGACAUCAAAGCCAUUUACAAACACUUUGCAAUUAAAUCUCUACAACACUCAGAUUCAGUCCAUGCAGAGUUCUGCAUCUGCACACCAAAUGGUUGCCACAUCGUUACCAUUGGGAAUGCCUUGUCCAAUAGAUAUGGAGUCUGUCCACCCUCCUCACCAGCUAUCGUUGAAAUAUCCGCUCGGUACUACCUCAUACGCAAUUUCUAUGCCUGAAAAAGAACAGCCAUUGAAAGGGGAAAUCGAAAGUUACUUAAUGGAGUUGCAAAGUGGUAUGCCUUCUUCAUCCCAGGAUUCUCAAGCAUCUUCAUCAAAACUAGGGCUGGAUCCACAAGUAGGGCCACUAGAUGAUGGGUCUGGGGAGGUUUCCCUUUCCAAGGGCUCCGUUCCUAUUAGCGAACCUCUAAACACCCCAUCAUUGGACUUUUCUCAGCUGUUCAACUUCAUACCUGUAAAUGGCCCUCCCUAUAAUCCUUCCGUUUCAGUGGGGAACCUCGGAAUGAGUUAUACGCAAGAGGAGGCACAUUCUUCUAUGACUCAACUUCCACCACAAACCCAGGAUCCACAAGAUCCUAGCAAUAGUAUAGGUCUUGGGUCUCUGCACUCGUUGUCAGCAGCUUUCACAAGCAGUCUAAGCACAACCACCACCCUACCACGAUUUCAUCAAGCUUUCCAAUAGGAUGUACAAAGCUGGCUUGUUACUGUCUAUUUGUAGAAAUGCCUUAGGUGACCAUUUUUAACUUAGUGCCUACUAUAAGACAUUAUAAAUCCUCUGCUUUUGUACAGUACCAAUCUCAUGAAGCCAGUAAGAAAUUUAAAUUAACUUUUUAAAAAUGUUUUGAAAGUGUUUAUUCUCAGCUGUGUUUACUUUGUUGGGGUUUUUUUUUAAGCAGUCUCAUUGUAUUGUUUUCAUUUUCACUGCCAAUUGACACAUUGAAAAUGUUCAGUAGAAAGUCAUCCCAAGCAAACUCUCAGCACUCAUCCCUUUUUUAUAACUUUUUCAACCAUACCAGCUAUUCUGUUUUAUUGAUGUCAGUGGUAGAGCUACCACCAGUUUACCUUUUAAUAUCUAUUUUACUAUUUGCAAAGAAUCCAGCUAAAAUAUGUAUCACAAAGAUUCCUAAAGAUCUGGGGGAAAAAUAUAUAUCUCCAGUCCAUUUCCAAACAAAUCCUCUUCCCAAAUGGUGUCACUUCUGAUCUGUUCUAUAAUGACAAAUCUAAAUUUUUUAAAUAAAUAGAGAAUUCAGAUUUUUCUGAAAACUUGUGUGUGUAUAUAUAGAAGUCCAUAUAUACACAUGUACAUAUAUAUAGCAUUUGACUUGUAUUAAAGUCAUUAUAAAAGGUGUUAAGAAUUUUGCCAUUUUCUGGCUUAAAUUUUUGUGGCCUGUUACAGAUAACAGAUGAAAAACAAAAGAAAUUAGUUUAAUUCUCUAAAAUCAUGGCUGAACAGAAUUUCAACGGAGAAUCUCUGCUUGCCUGAAUGACAAAUGUUUCAAGUUGAAUUUGGAACUGUGGUGUUGUGCUUUCAUGACUCUGGUAUAGGGAAACAGGCGAAAUUAAUGGCUGAUCUUGAAAUAUAAAAGUGUUGUAAUGUAGUAAUGCAGACUAUUUUGUCGCAGUUUUUGUUUUAAUUCUUGCUGUUUUUUUCUCUUUAGUAGUAUAGAAAGAGUACUGCAUAGGAAUCUUCCAGUAGUGUAUUCACAUUUGUAGGCAUCAGCCUUCUCCCAGCUGCCACCGCCAAAGGGUGGUUCAAGUCCAGCCAGAAAGUGUGUAUCUAUUUUCAGUUCAAAACUAGCGUGCAGUCAGAGAGUGAAUGUAAAUUUGCAAAUACCGGGUUUUGGUUUUGUUUUGCCUUUUUUUUUUUCUUUUUAUUGGAAUGAUCUUUUCAGUUGUGUUACAUGGUGUGUUAUGUCCUCCUAAGCAACAAGUUAGAUGUUAAUCACACUUUCUACACCUGGGUACUUGGUUAGGGACUUUUUGCCCAUUGCCAAGGUUUAAAGACAGGACUCUUAGGAGUGAAGUAAAAGCAUAUUGCUUACACCACUUUUACCUAAUGCAAUAUAUUCUAUUCCCCAACCCCUAAUAACCAAAAGAUAAAAAAAAAAAAAAAAAAACAAACAACCCUGUGAUGCAUGAAAGCAAACUAGAUUUGCUGUACUUCAACAGUAACAUUCUUUUCCUUGUCAUUUUUGUACAAGGAAUUAAAAAAUAGAAAUCAAGUACAUUAGUAUCUCUCAAACCAUAAUGAGGAUUUGUACAAGGUUUUAAGUGGUUAAACUAAAUAUACUUCACAGAAACAAAAGUUGCUCCCAUUUAAGGAGCUCAUGCUCCGGAUGUUUUAUCAGUAGCUCCUACUUUUUUUUUGUAAUUCUAGGAGCAAUAUGCAGGUGUAGUUUUACUAUUUUAUACAUAUGUGUAUUUAAAUUUUAUUACUGAAAGAUAACAUUUUUAUAAAUGUGUUUGUGUUCCAAAGGCAUUAAAAUAAGGAUGUAUUAAUAAGGAAAAUACCUUUUGAAAUUCUGCAAACUACUCCUAGAUUUUGGGUUUAGGAGCACGUUAUCUCAAAGUGGGCUUUUAGCUCUGCUUCAUGACUGCUUCCUCUGGUUUCUGUGAAACAGAUUGCUCGCUUACUUACAUCUUUAGUUGAAUGAUUUGUUCAAUAUUGCUUCUUUUCUCUUUCACCUUUCUAAAGGAAAGAAAAACACAGAUGAACAGAGCACAAGGUGAAUGCAACCGAAUGUAACUCUAGUUUAAAUCGGCAACCAUAACGCAGCUAGGAAGAACUCGGGUUUAUUCUCAAUCCUUUAAAUCAAUCUGAGAUGAAGAUAAAUGGACUUAAUUCCUCCAGUGGGUUGGAAAGUUCGGAGUGCUCAGCAUCCUGCAGCCAGCCCAGCAGUGUGGCUGUGCAGCCUCAGGCACACAAAUUCCCAAUCCAUAGCAGCUGUUUAUCAGGCUCAGUUGCCGAUUAGACUUCAUUUACAAAAAGAAACCCCAAACAGACACGUUGCCAACACCCGCUUCUUAGCGCGUAGCCAGAAUCCUUACUACUUUGUUUGUGCCUUAGCUUCCUGAAAAGGGAUUGACAUUUCACUUUGGAGUUAGAUGUACAUUUCACUUUAGAAAUAGGGACCUCAGACAAGAUAUUGAACCUCAUUCAGUCAGGGUUUCAGUCAGUGGCUGCACCGAGGGUGUUUGCCACUGGACUAGGAUGUACGGUAACGUGGAAGCAGACUGACACUGUAAGCAAUACUACCACCACCGGAGUGCUUUUGAGUAUCACUUAGGCGGAGUCACUAUUGGCCACUACUAAACCAUCAGUUUUCAAACCCUGUCUUCUCGAUUUCAGAUGGAUUCUCGGCGGGAGGGGGGAGGGCUGGCUGAUCAUGCACCACUCUUCGUGCAACUUCUAGACUUGUAGUAAGGUUUUUUGUUUUGUUGUUUUGGGUUUUGUUUCUUUUUUUUUUUUUUUAAUAUAUAUAUUUUUGUGUACUUGUUGCUUGUGCUUUAUUUAGUAGUAAAUUGUGGAAUAGAGUGAUUUAUUGUUAAUUUGGCAGUAGCGGUUUUUAAAAACCAUAUACUGACUGAAACAUGAGCCAGAGCUGAUUGCUUUAUUAAGCUAAUAAUGAAUGUUAAGAGUACAUAUUUUCAGGAUCAUUUGCCUAGUGAGCUAAACUUGUAUUAUAGGCCAAUAUUUUUUAAAAUAAAGCUUGGUCAACCUCUAUGUUACACAUAUUACAAGAUAUAGCACUUUCAAAAAGAAAACCUAAACCUUUUAAGAAAAUUUCUUACAGGUUAUGCUUUUUAUUAUAAAACCUUUUAUUAUAAUUUGUUUCAAGUGCCAUUAGAUUACAUAUAUGUAGGCCUUUGGUAUAAUGCUUUGUGUACAAAAUGGUAGACAUUGUAAUUUUAAACAGGUACAUUUUUACAGUGUUUUCUUAUCAAUUUGCUAUAUUGCACAGAACCAGUGUGUCUUUCUUAAGGGUUUUACAAUGGUUUUUACUAGGUUUACAUGUUUCAAACUACACUGUCUUCUACUGCCAUUUUGAAUACCAGUCAAAAAAAAUAGAGGAGUUUGUCCUCACCAAAUGCAAACUGUGUCCUCUGGAGUUCUGGAUGGUAAACUAUGGCAAAAAUGUUUAACAUGCAGUAUUUCAUACAGAUUUUUUUUAUCAUAUCCUAUCAUCGCUAUUGCUGCUGUCUGAAGUUGACUUAGGGCCUGAUCCUGCAUCCGUAAAGGUCAAGGGGAGCAGGAUUGCAUCCUUCGUUAUGUCUGUCUCAUACACUGGUUUAGCAGCUCACCCUGUAUUCUUCUCGCUCUACAGAUAAGCCUCCAAAAUAAAUGUACUUAUCUAGCAUGUAGUAAACCGCAUAGGCUUCGCUGCCCAUCCUGCAUCCUCCCAGUGUACAGUUAAAGCCACAGCCUAUUUAGCAUCACACUCAACGUACAAAUAAUGCCACAGUAGUUCAAAAUGUGUUUGGAUAGUCCCAAAGCUUUUAUGCAGUAAGGGUGUCUUACUUUUGUUGGAAGGCAGUGUCUUUUGAUAACAGUUAUCUAGCCCUGGAAGUGACACAGAACUAUUGCUAAUCAUAUGUAAACACUUUUCAGUAUAAGCUUCAGUGGUACAGUUGAACCAGAGUGAAUGUUUAUCUCCUCAGAAACACUCCUGCAAUAUUGUUAUAUUGGAUCAUGCUGCUAAUGUAACUUGGGAUACAACUCCUCUCAUGGUGCUACAAACCUCCCUGUCUCAUUCAGAUGUAUUUUUACCCAUAGAAAAAAGGACUAUACUAGACCUAUAGUUGUAUGAUAUAUUUUUAUACUGUGACUUAAUUUGUCAUUAAUGAACUUUGUGCAACACCACAAUGUAUUCAUAUGCACUUGCAAAAGUAAAAUUUUGGACAUGCAAAUUUAAACGCUGACAAGCCCAGCUCUUGUUCACAAACAUAGGUGACUGCUAGUUAAACUCAAAUGUGGGCUUUUUAUAUGGUGUGGAGUGAAGAACAUACUAUAUAUUACUAAAAGCCUUUGAAUUUAGACAAUAACUGGGGAAAGCAUAUUGGGGAAUGAUGACACACCCAAACCUGACUUGGAUUGCUGAAAUUAUAUUUUUAGCUAGUGGAAAAAUUGUUCGGACUUUAUGUUUUAAUGAUAAAAGUUUUGAGUCAAAAAUAGAGAAAGAAAAAAAAAAAGAACACAGAAAACCCUGCAUUCCAGACUGAAUUUGUAUAUGUUUCUUGCAUUUAAAAUUUGCUAUCCUGUGAUAUGGGAAAUUGAGUUGCUUAUCAUGUAUAUGUACUUUAAAAUGUAUUCACAAACUACUGUUGUAUUUGUAUAAAAUAUAGACAAAAAGAUUGCAUAUAUAUUUUUGUGUAUAAGCUCUGUAAAAUAGCAAUCACAUUAUGAAGCUGCAGCAGAACUUCAUUUUAAACAUUCACAUCCAAAGAAACAGACUAUUUAUUGUCCACAUACCCUGAUUAUAAAAUAUACCUUGCUGCUAUUAAACAAUAGUGCUGCAGCUUCUUGUGGCCUACAGUGUUAUGUUUGCUGUACAAAAAUAUGUGAACUCCACAAAAUAUAUCAAUAAAAUUACAGAAUGGUUUUAGUUAAUGAA